AUGCGUGAGGUGGCACUCACUAUACAACCUCAAGGAGGUCCCGACCCCCACCCGGGCCCCGAGGAGCAGGAGCAGCUGCCAUACCCGGAUCUGGCCCCGGUGGUCUUGGGCUGCUUCAAUCAAACAUCAAGCCCCCCUGAGAUGUUAAGCAAAAUGUUCGCCAUGGGAUUGUAUGGCUACAAAGGAAGUUACCUCAGCAACCCAUGGAACAGAUUGGAUCUACUCAUCAACUUAGGAGAGUUUUUUGACUACUUUAUGGAUUACCUUGGCCUCCACCUACAAGUCUCUCAGGUGCUCGGGCCGCUGCGACUGAUCAGCAGAGUACCGAGUAUGCGUGACAUCGUGUCAGCGCUCCUGAUCAUCUUCCCCAUGCUGGGUAACGUGCUCUGCCUCUACAUGUUUGUCGUGCACAUCUUCGGGGUGGUAGGGGUCCAGCUGUGGGCGGGGCGUCUGCACAACCGCUGCUUCCUGGGAGAAGACCCCAUUGCGAUGUACAACGUCUCCUUGAGCCCGUACUACGUCACCAAGUACGGUGAGUUCCAACCGUUCCUGUGUUCCACCGAAGGCAAGAGCGGCCAGCAAUGCAGCGAGGUGCCGCCCAAAAGAAAAAACGACCAAACCUGCUCCUUGGCCCCUCCCUCGCCAAGUGUGUUUGGCCUCACGGGGGCCGCCACCAACGCCUGCGUCAACUGGAACGUGCUCUACAACGUCUGUCGGGGCGGGGCCCAGAACCCCAACAACGGGGCCACCAACUUCGAUAACAUCGCCUACGCCUGGAUAAGCAUAUUCCAGGUUGUCACACUGGAAGGAUGGUCAAACAUCAUGUUUUAUGUCAUGAACGUGCAUUCCUUCUGGACUUUCCUCUUUUUCAUAUUCGUUGCCAUUAUGGGCUCCUUCAUCAUGAUGAACGUGUGCGCCGUCGUCAUCGCCACCCAGUUCUCGGACAACCUGGAGCACUUGAGGAUACAGGGAACCAGGAGGGAGGAUAGCGCCGUGUUGGACAGAUGGCUCCGCUCCAAGUGGACCGGCUGCCUGGCGGUCAUCAGGCGGCGUGCAUCCAACAGGGUGCGCCGCCAUGACGACGACAGAAGGUCUGACGACAGCAGGACUGGCGACUUAGCGGUUGGGAGUCACAUUUGGGGACAGCUCAGGACGAGACUGGAGAAAGUCGUCAAAAGUCAAAUCUUUGACCGGCUGAUCAUGUUCGCUGUUCUCCUCAGCAUUCUCCCCCUGGCCAUCGAGCAUCAUAAUCAGCCGAACGAGUUGACCACCGUGUUGCAGAUCAGUAACAUCACCUUCACCGUGAUCUUUGUGGUGGAGAUGCUCUUGAAACUGAUGGGUCUCAAGUGGGCGUACUUCGUGGACCGAAACAACUUGUUUGACUUUGUCAUCGUCAUCAUCAGUCUUUCGGAGACGAUAACCAAAGCAGACAGCAGGUUGUCGGUCCUCCGAGCUUUCCGCCUGCUGAGGUUUGGGAGGCUGCUCCACUACCUUCCUUACCUAAGGACACAGCUGCUGGUGCUGAAGAAGGCCAUGGAGGAGGCCGCUUCACUCUGCAUGCUCAUGCUUUUUGUCAUCUUUGUAUUCAGUCUCGUGGGCAUGCAUCUCUUCGGUCAAGGGUUACACACCGGGAAAAUAAUCAAUGACAGAAAGUACUUUGACACCCUGCUCUCGUCCAUGGUUACCGUGUUCCAGAUUCUGACGGAGGAGGACUGGAACAGGGUGAUGUACGCCAUCAUGGCGGCCUCCUCUCCGUGGGCCUUCAUCUACUUUGUUGUGGUCAUCGUGACGGGAAAGCACGUCCUUCUCAACAUCCUCGUGGGUAUUGUGCUUCAGGGCUUCCAAGACAGGCGAAUACUUGGCGAGAACAAUGCCGCCGUGACCUCUUCCUCGACCCCGGAGGACGGUUCUACGGAUGGAAACGGAAAUGAGGAAACGCGAACACUUGGCGAGAGCUCUGCCUCUGCGACCUCUUCCCCGACCCCUGAAGACAAUUCUGCAGAUGCCAACGGCGAUGAUGAAAACAGAUCUCAGAACCGAAAACCAACGGCGCUGCGCUGGUGCAAAAAGCGUGAAGAGUGGUCUUUCUACGUGUUGUCUCCCCAGAACAAGUUCCGCCUCUUUUGCAAGAAGGUGAUGUCUCACAAUCUGUUCGAAUACACAGUUUUGCUCUUCAUCCUCCUAAACUGUAUCACCAUUGCAAUGGAGAGGCCUGGAAUAGAGCCUGAAAGCAAGGAGAGAAUGUUCCUGAACAUCUCUGGUUUCGUCUUCAUUGCAGUUUUCAUGGUAGAGAUGCUUUUGAAGGUCCUGACCCUCGGCUUGUUCUUUGGGAGCGAGAGCUACUGCCGCUCCGCCUGGAAUGUCAUGGACGGGUCGCUGGUGGUCGCCUCCUUGGUCGACAUCAUCAUCUCGCUGACCCCUGCGAGCAACAGCAAAAUGCUGGGCAUUCUCAAAGUGCUGCGCCUGCUGCGCACACUUCGCUCGCUGCGGGUGGUCAAGCGGGCCCCGAAACUGAAGCUGGCGGUGGAGGCUUUGAUCACCGCCGUCAAGCCCGUCGGGAACAUCUUGCUCGUGUGCUGCGCCUUCAUCUUUUUCUACGCGAUCCUCGGCUUGCAGUUGUUCAAGGGGAAGUUCCACACCUGUAGAGGCGAGUACCUCGAGGACAUCACCAACAAGACGGACUGUCUGUCGGCCAACUACCGCUGGGUGCAAAAAGAUUUCAACUUUGACAGCUUGCCGCAGGCUCUGAUGUCGCUGUUCGUGAUGUACUCCAAGGAUGGCUGGGUGAGCCUCAUGUACGACGGACUGGACGCCGUCGGAGUGGACCAACAGCCCGUGGUCAACCACAACGAAUGGAUGCUCGUUUUCUUCAUCUCCUUCAUGAUCGUGAGCUUCUUCUUGCUCGACAUGUUCAUCGGUGUGAUGGUGGACACCUUCCACGACUGCCAGAAGCAGCAAAAGAAACUGGCUGAGGAGGCGAGGAACCGCCCACAGCGUGGCGCAGGUGAGGAGCGUGGGGAUAGAAAGGGAUCGCAGCAACAGACCCAUCUCCCUUUCCCGUGUGUGACCAUCUGAACAUCUGCAUUUGUGCGUGCGUGCGAAGGCCCGGAUGUUCCCGAGGUGCCCGAGGAGAAGCCGUACCAAGCGUCCUACUCCCGCUGGCGCCUGUCCAUCCACACCCUGUGCACCAGCAAGCAGCUGGACCUCUUCAUGGCCAUCCUGAUCUUCAUCAGUGUUUUGGUUAUGGCCGUCGAGCACUACCAACAACCUCUGUACAUCAAGAGGCUUACAGAUUACUCCCACUACGUGUUCACCUCCAUCCUGGUGAUUGAAGUCCUGCUGAAGCUCGUGGCGUUUGGCGCGCUGAGGUUCCUGCGAAACAGUUGGAACCUCAUGGACCUUGUGGUCGUCUUGGUUUCCAUCAUGAGCAUCGUUUUAAACGUGAUGAGGGUGUCACGGCAACUUCCCAUAAAUCCCACCAUCCUGAGAGUCUUCAGAGUGCUGAGGCUGGCUCAAGUCCUGAAGGCCAAAAGGAUUCGUGUCCUGCUGACAACGAUCAUGAAAACGCUGUCGCAGGUUGGAAACAUUUGUCUCCUCUUUCUGUUCUUCUUUUCCAUCUACGCGGCGCUGGGAGUGGAGUUCUUUGGCCAUCUAGAAUGCGCCGUGGACGACCUGUGCCUCGGAUUAAACGAAUACGUCAACUUCAAGCACUUCGGCAUGGCCCUGUUCACCCUCUUCCUGGUGUGCACCGGGGACAACUGGAGCGUGAUUAUGAUGGACACCUUGAAGCAGUGCCGUCCUGGAGAGUGUGCAGACUACCUCACGUGGGUCUCUCCGCUAUACUUCAUCGCCUUUGUGGUCAUCGCCCAGUUCGUGCUCGCCAACCUUGUUGUGGCCGUCAUCGUGCAAGCUAUGGAGGACAGCAACAAGGAACUUCUGAUCCAGUUCGUUGAUUUUAACCCCACGCGGUUCGACUCGGGUUUAUGA
This is a messenger RNA of Pungitius pungitius (ninespine stickleback), 3987 nucleotides long. Its product is annotated as voltage-dependent T-type calcium channel subunit alpha-1H-like. NCBI's taxonomy places the organism in Eukaryota, Metazoa, Chordata, Actinopteri, Perciformes, Gasterosteidae. Gene Ontology annotation, cellular component: voltage-gated sodium channel complex; neuron projection; plasma membrane. The transcript is spliced from 30 exons. Gene Ontology annotation, molecular function: low voltage-gated calcium channel activity; voltage-gated sodium channel activity. Gene Ontology annotation, biological process: positive regulation of calcium ion-dependent exocytosis; transmembrane transport; membrane depolarization during action potential. The record is from RefSeq and is a predicted model, not a curated record.